AUGGAUCACAUGACCAUCCCGCUCUCGGCCAUAGCCAUAGCGGCACUGAUCUCAGCCACCGGCGGGUCAGCAGCUCCGGCCAUGAUAGGGCUGCCGGACUGUCAAACCGCCUGCGGUAGCAUGAGUGUGCCGUACCCAUUCGGCAUGGGACCUUCCAGGUGCUACUGGCCAGGCUUUAACCUCACCUGCGACCGCACAAGCAACCCACCGCGGCUGCUCCUUGGCGACGGCACCAUCCAAGUCGUCGAAGACAUCACCCCAGGGUGGCCCGAAGUGACCGUCGUCAUGCACACCGGCUCCGGCAACGGCACACUGGGGAGCCUCGACGACGACGGGCCCUACACGUUGUCAAACGAGAACGAGCUCAUCUUGACGGGGUGCAACGUGCAGGCGACGCUGAAGAUCAACGGCGGCGUCCCCGUCAGCAGCUGCGCCGCCUUCUGCGACUACAGCAAAGGGCCCCUGGAGUACCUGCCGUCGAGGCUGGACAGCAGCGUGCUGUGCUCCGGCAUAGGCUGCUGCCAGGCGCCCAUCGUCGUCAACCGCGAGGUGGCUGCCGCUGCCGGCGGAAACAAGCUUGUCCGGAUAGCCUCCUACGACGUGGAAGUAGCGUCCUUCGGUUGGAACCACAGCGCGGACAGGGAGUGGCCCACGCGCUUGUUCAUCGCCAAGCGAGGGUGGUUCGAGCAGAGCCGGUGGGUCCUCAACGACCGGCCGGAAAAGUUAGCACACCGGCGCCCCCCGUCAAUGGAUGUUCCGGUAAGCCUCGACUGGGAGAUCGUCGUCCUUGGCCAUGGCAACACUACGAUUGAUGAUUCCCGGGACUGCCCCGGGGACGCCUCCCGCAGAGGCUAUACGUGCUACUGCCGGGAGGGUUACCACGGCAAUCCAUACAUCACCCACGGAUGCCAAGAUAUCAACGAGUGUGAGCAGUCAGAAAACCUGAAAUGUCACGGUGUAUGCACUAAUACGGAGGGAUCAUUUGAUUGUCGUUGCCCGCCAGGCACCCGUGGCAACCACGCCCUGCCCGGUGGCUGCGUCAGUUCCGUCGCAGCUAACUGCGACACGAUCUGUGGGGACGUGGCAGUGCCCUACCCAUUCGGUAUAGGCCCGCCCCAGUGCUACCUGCCAGGGUUCAACCUCACCUGCGACACAAGCCACGACCCCCCACGGUUGCUUCUCGGUGACGAUGGCAGCCUUCGAGUCGUGGAGAUCUCCCUCCAGAACAACACAGUGCGUGUCACCGGCAAGGCCGGUGCCCUUACAAUUACCGGCAGAACAAUUGCUGCUUCGGAUGAUUUCAGCAGCAUCUUCAGGGCACGCGGAGAGGCACCCUACUCGUUGUCCACCCGCAACGAGCUCACUCUCACGGGGUGCAAUGUGCAAGCAAUGCUACUUGGGGAUGGCAACCCGGCCACCAUCAGCGGAUGUGCUGCCCUCUGCUCCUUCAAUGACACCAGCGUGCUGACCAAUGAAGACGAGCUUUGCCACGGUAUCGGCUGCUGCCAAGCACAAAUCUCCAUGUCCAAGGAUGGCAUGCCCAAGGAGUUAUCCUUGCAAUGGUUCGACCAGAACAACUACCAGAACCUGGUAUCCACGGCCCCGUACAUGUUAAUCGCAGAGGAAGGGUGGUUCAAUAAGCGGCGCUUCAUCGGGGAACUAGAUCGUAAGACUCAUCAGAACCUGGAGGUUCCCAUUGUUCUGCAUUGGGAGGUCUUGCAGCCUGGCUCAUCGCGUACCUCAGCUACACUGAGAUCGCAGAACCAAAUUUGCCCCCAGGAGAUAGCCAACAACAUCUGCAAGAGCAAGCACAGCCACUGCAAAUCAGGGAACAGAGGCUACUCUUGCCAAUGUGACGAAGGGUACCACGGCAACCCCUACCUCGUCCGUGGUGGGUGCUCAGGUACAAACAUGAGCUUAUCAGGUCUAAGUGCCAUAAUGGGUAUUGCCUGUGGGGCGAGUCUCGUCCUUUUGGUUCUCGCAGCAACCUAUGUUUCCAGAAAAGUAAAACACCGGAAAGCACAAAUGUUAAAACGGAAAUUCUUCGAGCUGAACCGUGGGCAACUUCUGGAACAGUUGGUAUCUCAAAGAGCAAGCAUAACGGAGAGGAUGAUCCUCACCCUUGAUGAGCUUGCAAAGGCGACAAAUAACUUUGACAAAUCUCGGGAACUUGGUGGUGGUGGGCAUGGUACGGUCUACAAAGGGAUUUUGUCGGACCUCCAUGUCGUAGCCAUCAAGAAACCAAAGAAGGUGCUUCAGAAGGAGAUUGACGAGUUCAUUAAUGAAGUUGCUAUUCUAUCUCAAAUAAACCAUAGAAAUGUGGUAAGACUCUAUGGUUGUUGCCUUGAAACCGAAGUCCCGAUGUUGGUCUAUGAGUUCAUAUCCAACGGAACCCUUCACGAUCAUUUGCAUGUUGAAGGGCAAGGAUCAUUAUCAUGGGAUGAUAGGCUCAGAAUAGCAAUUGAAACAGCAAAAUCUCUAGCCUAUCUUCACUCAACUGCUUCAAUACCAAUCAUCCAUAGAGAUGUCAAGUCUGCUAACAUACUCUUGGAUGAUACUUUAACAGCAAAGGUAGCGGACUUUGGGUCCUCAAGACAUGUUCCCAUGGAUCAGUCAGGGGUAACAACGAGGGCCCAAGGUACAAGAGGAUAUUGGGACCCGAUGUACUUCUACACGGGGCGUCUCACGGAGAAAAGUGACGUUUACAGCUUUGGAGUCGUCCUUGUGGAAUUGCUAACCCGGAAGAAACCCUUUUCAUAUAUUUCUUCGGAUGGUGAGGGUCUUGUUGUACAUUUUGUUAACCUGUUUGCAGAAGCCAAUUUGUUCAAAAUAAUAGAUCAACAAGUUAUGGAGGAUGGAGGAAAAAAGGUCGAGAAAGUGGCCGCAAUUGCAGUAGCUUGCCUAAACUUAAGAGGCGAGGAUCGUCCAACCAUGAGACAAGUGGAGCUGACACUAGAAGAGGUGCAUACAACCAACGAGCAUAUUUUGGAACAAAUGUCAACCAAGAAGGUCGAGGAGCAUUAUGUUGCAAUAAACUGCCCAUCAACUAAGUUGAGAAUAAACCACGAGGGAUCGACUAGACAAUAUAGUAUGGAAAAAGAGUUCAUUGCAUCUGGAAGUUAUCCUCGGUAG
Lolium rigidum is the source of this 3132-nucleotide messenger RNA. Its product is annotated as wall-associated receptor kinase 2-like. Gene Ontology annotation, molecular function: calcium ion binding; protein serine/threonine kinase activity; ATP binding. Bases 1 to 3132 code for a protein of 1043 amino acids. Gene Ontology annotation, cellular component: plasma membrane. The record is from RefSeq and is a predicted model, not a curated record. Gene Ontology annotation, biological process: protein phosphorylation; cell surface receptor signaling pathway. The transcript has 5 exons. NCBI's taxonomy places the organism in Eukaryota, Viridiplantae, Streptophyta, Magnoliopsida, Poales, Poaceae.